Molecule: messenger RNA, 1578 nt
Organism: Saitoella complicata NRRL Y-17804
Lineage: Eukaryota; Fungi; Ascomycota; Saitoellomycetes; Saitoellales; Saitoellaceae
Product: Pkinase-domain-containing protein
Exons: 2
Coding region: 1-1578 (525 amino acids)
Biological process (GO): intracellular signal transduction; protein phosphorylation
Molecular function (GO): protein serine/threonine kinase activity; ATP binding
Source: RefSeq, a predicted model, not a curated record
AUGCGAGUCGAGGACCUGACGAGUAAGAGAUUCAUUCAGCACGGAGGAUACGAUACUGCGUACAGUUUACCGUGUAGUCGCGUCCCGUCUCUAGCGACAGAUACUGAGACGCCGACGCCGAGGGAAAGUGCGUUUCCGUCUGCAGCAGGGAGUCGGCAGCCUACGCCUCCGCUUUCACCGGCUCAUCUACCUCAAAAUUCGCAUUCGUUGCCUGGACCGUCUGCACUCCAGCGCGAACAGAAUUUGCCGAAGCAGUCUGGGCUUUUCACGCCUGAAGAUACCCUUGAGACACCACCAGACCCGGAUAACCCAUACAAGCGUUCUCGCCGACAACCGCAGUCUCAUUCCCUUGCCGACAUUGCGCCGCAGUUUAUCUUCAAGAAACUUGCACAUUUGGGUGAUAGGAGUCGUAACUCUUCGCAUAAGAGCUUGAAGAGUUUGGCGCACGAGGAGAGUUCUGGGAGUACGAAGACGCCGAGAGGAAGUAGUAUGGAUUUGAAGAGAUUUUUCAAGAUCGGGAAUCAUCACCAUAAGCCAUCCGAGAAAGAUCUUCCCAAGGCGGCUCCUGCACCGAUAAAGUCAAAUGCGCCGAGUAACCUGCCGUUCGGAGAUGAUCACGCCGGUCUGUUCAGGAAAUACGGAAAGUUUGGAAAGGUCCUCGGUGCGGGAGCUGGUGGGAGUGUGCGUUUGAUGAAGAGAGCAGCGGAUGGGACGACGUUUGCCGUGAAGGAGUUCCGUGCAAAGACGCCGUAUGAAACGGAUCGGGAGUAUGCGAAGAAGGUUACGGCAGAGUUUUGUGUGGGUAGUGCACUACACCAUCCCAACAUUAUCGAAACGCUGGAUAUCGUCAAGGAGCAUGGGAAGUACUACGAGAUCAUGGAGUACUGUCCAUAUGAUCUCUUUGCGAUUGUGAUGACGGGAAGGAUGACACAACCUGAGAUCAACUGCGCAUUCACACAAAUUGUCGCUGGUGUCGCAUAUCUUCACAACAUGGGUAUCGCCCACCGCGACCUCAAACUCGACAACUGCGUCGUAAACGAACACGGCAUCGUCAAACUCAUCGAUUUCGGCUCCGCCGCAGUAUUCCGCUACCCCUUCGAAGAAGACAUCGUCGAAGCCCACGGCAUCGUCGGCAGCGACCCCUACCUCUCCCCCGAAGUAUGCGAACAAAAAACUUAUGACCCACGAGCGGCAGAUAUCUGGAGUAUCGCGAUUAUAUUUUGUUGUAUGACGUUGAGACGGUUUCCGUGGAAGGCGCCGAGGAGUUCGGAUUCGAGUUAUAAGGCGUUUGUGAGUCUGCCUGAUGCGGAUGCGAUUUAUGAUCCUGCGACGAAUUCCGCUUCAGCCUCCAUCAAGGGUCCAUGGCGUCUCCUGCGACUAUUACCCUAUGAAUCCCGACCACUCGUGCACAAGAUGCUCGCGCUCGAUCCCAGGAGACGGGCUACGAUGGCGGACCUGAGGAGGGACGAUUGGUUGGCGAAUGUGGAGACUUGUACGAUUGCUGAUGGAAGGAUUGUGAGGAGUAAGGGACAUACGCAUGUGCUUGUUGGCGCGAGUGAGGCUGGUGGUAAGAAGUGA